CACCCUAGUCGACAUGGGAAAGGAAACCUCAACCAGAGAGGAGCCAAAAGCGCUCGUAAAGCUUGCCAUUGGGAAGAAAUUUCUCUUGCUUGUCCCUCUAUCGCUAUACGCCACAUUUCCUCUCCUACAUCGGCGCGGCUCUUACCUGUCACUCUAUUUCAGCGUUCGUUCUCGAGGCUUGGAUUCGCUCAUCUCGUCUCCGGCUCAGAUCACCGCGAACGCGAUUCUGCGUGGCUUUCUAGAUUGGCGAGGGGUAAGUUAGAACGCAAGAGCAGAGUGAGCGUGUAUCGGGAUGUCCAAGGUUAUUGGAAGUUGGGUUUGGGCUGUGGUCGUAAGUCCAAAAACUUCCAAACAUUGUGUAGAGUUGCGGGGGAGAGCAGAGGGACUCCUAUUAAGAUCAAAUAUGGAUACUGG
Molecule: messenger RNA, 414 nt
Organism: Hyaloscypha bicolor E
Lineage: Eukaryota; Fungi; Ascomycota; Leotiomycetes; Helotiales; Hyaloscyphaceae
Exons: 1
Source: RefSeq, a predicted model, not a curated record